UUGUGGCUUCGUUCUUUAGAAAGAAACCUGCAACCUCACAUUGAAAAGCAAGAGAAGUUGAAAGACAUAAGAAAAAUAAAUACAGAGCAAUGGAGAAAAGAGAAGAUCUUGAGACGAUCUUAGCCUACUUGCCGUUAAAGAUUCAAGAUUCGUCUCUGUCUUGGCCAUCACCGCACUUGGUGGAGGUUUUAGAAGCUAUGACCAAAGGACCGAGUCACAGCCGAAUGGAUUCGGGACAAACUCUUUCUGAUUCUAUCUCUGACAUGAGACAAACUCUCUCUUUGAGUUCUUAUCUUUCUUCUUCAGCACUUCAAGGCUACGCUCUCUACUUUGACGAGAGAUUGUCGAAAGAAGAAUCAAGCAGAUGGUUUAACGAGGUCAUACCUGCAAUGGCUUGUCUUCUUUUGAGAUUCCCAUCUCUCUUGGAAUUACACUAUCUAAAUUCAGACAACCUCAUCAAUGGAACCAAAACCGGUCUUCGUGUCUUAGUCCCCAAGAAAGCUGGCAUUGUGUUCCUCAGCCAGGAACUCAUAGGAGCAUUGCUUUCAUGUUCUUUCUUCUGUUUGUUCCCUGUCGAUAGUAGAGGCUUGAAUCAUCUACCAAUCAUCAAUUUCGACAAACUAUUCGGAAGCCUAAUCAACACAGGGAGAAAUGAGCAUCAAGAGAACAAGAUAAAGUGCAUAACUCAUUACUUCCAGAGGCUAUCUUCAUGUAUCCCUCCUGGAUUCGUCUCAUUCGAAAGAAAGAUUCUCACUUUAGAGAAAGAUUCUUCUGGUCUCGAAGCUUUUCCUGAUGAAGGCUUUUGGAGAAACUCUACUGUCAAACUCUGCCCUGUUGUGGUUCAUACUUCUGGUUUGAUCGAGGAUCAAAGCGUUGAAACUCUUGAAGUUGACUUCGCCAACAAGAACUUAGGAGGUGGCGCUCUUCGCAAGGGAUGUGUCCAGGAAGAGAUUAGAUUCAUGAUCAACCCAGAAUUGAUCGCUGGGAUGCUCUUCUUACCAACCAUGGAAGUCAAUGAAGCCAUUGAAGUUGUUGGUGCAGAAAGAUUCUCUCAUUACACAGGAUAUGCAUCUUCGUUUCGGUUUUUUGGUGACUACAUUGAUACAAAGGAAACAGAUGUAUUCGGAAGGCGAACAACGAGAAUCGUAGCUAUAGAUGCUCUGCGUCACCCAGGAGUCUCCCAAUACAAACCUGAAUCCCUCCUCAGGGAGACCAAUAAGGCUCUUUGUGGUUUCCUCCACGUCUGCAAGAAUCAGAGUAACGCGCUGUGCAUGGAUCAUGAAGAUGGAGUUGGUGUUGCUACAGGGAAUUGGGGAUGUGGUGCUUAUGGUGGAGAUCCUGAGCUCAAGUCUCUUCUUCAAUGGCUUGCUGUAUCACAGGCAAGAAGAUCUUUCAUGUCUUACUACACUUUUGGAUUUGAAGCACUACAUAAUCUUAAUCAGGUAACGGAAUUGGUUGUAUCUAAAGGAUGGACAGUGGGAUACCUAUGGAAGAAUCUGGUCAAGUAUUCGAACCAGAGGUUGAAAAACAAGAAAAGAAGAGAACCUAAACUUGGUUUGUUUGAUUGGCUUAUUUCGAUCAAAUCUUCUUAAUAACGCAACACAUCUAAUUGUGAUUUCACUUUGAGAUAGAGAUUAUAUCUUUUGUAUUUUGGAGUGAAGUUUAAAUAAAAUAAAAAAGCAGUGAGAAAAUAUUAUCUAGUACAAACAGAAAAAUGAAAUAGUUCCAUUGUUAAUCCAAUUACAUUAGAGAAGUAACAAACUUUAUUGAAAAAAGAUCCGGAUAAAAUAACAUAACACUUAGAACACAAAGAUGAUAACAAUCAAAUACAAAUCUGGAUAUAGAGCUGGAGCUGUAGCUAGAGCAUAAACAGGAGACGGAGGUGGAGCAAGGUAUCCAGGAAUGAAGAGAAUUGGGUAAUCCCUCCUGCUUCUCCUUCUUCUUGGGGUGUCAACAAAUAUCCUCUGAUCACUCUCUGCAUCCAUCUUUGCGGACACUCAACGAAAUUUGCAAGGCUUUCUCUACAAGAACGAAUAACAAAUAGUUGAUUGGUAGAGAUGAAGAUGCGACAUUUGAACAAGAGGAUGAACUACUUCAGAAGAACUCAGCAUUAGUACAAAAAUAGAGUGUCAGGAUAUUUAUGUCGGCAUUUGUCAAGCUGGAAGAUUUACACAGGAUUAGAAGGCCCAA
Molecule: messenger RNA, 2190 nt
Organism: Camelina sativa (false flax)
Lineage: Eukaryota; Viridiplantae; Streptophyta; Magnoliopsida; Brassicales; Brassicaceae
Product: poly(ADP-ribose) glycohydrolase 1-like
Biological process (GO): ATP generation from poly-ADP-D-ribose; carbohydrate metabolic process; regulation of DNA repair
Cellular component (GO): nucleus; cytoplasm
Molecular function (GO): poly(ADP-ribose) glycohydrolase activity
Source: RefSeq, a predicted model, not a curated record